This is a messenger RNA of Myxocyprinus asiaticus (Chinese sucker), 720 nucleotides long. RefSeq names its product transcription factor Sox-14-like. Lineage: Eukaryota; Metazoa; Chordata; Actinopteri; Cypriniformes; Catostomidae. The transcript has a single exon. Gene Ontology annotation, biological process: cell differentiation; regulation of DNA-templated transcription; anatomical structure morphogenesis. Gene Ontology annotation, molecular function: DNA-binding transcription factor activity, RNA polymerase II-specific; RNA polymerase II cis-regulatory region sequence-specific DNA binding. The record is from RefSeq and is a predicted model, not a curated record. Bases 1 to 720 code for a protein of 239 amino acids.
AUGCAAUUCAUGAACAUGGUGAAGCAGCCUAUGGACCACAUCAAGAGACCAAUGAAUGCCUUCAUGGUCUGGUCGCGAGGUCAGAGAAGACAGAUAGCAUUGGAGAAUCCAAAAAUGCACAACUCUGAGAUCAGCAAGAGACUCGGUGCCGAGUGGAAGCUGCUCUCUGAGCCUGAGAAAAGACCAUACAUCGACGAGGCCAAAAGAUUACGCGCCCAACAUAUGAGAGAGCAUCCAGAUUACAAAUAUCGACCAAGACGCAAACCCAAAUGUUUUUUGAGGAAAGAAAGCCUAUUCGCUUUGCCAUAUCUUGGAGACCAAGACUUUCGAGGGAUCUCAUCCGAUGCCCUUUUGGUCCCUACAGAGAAACCACGAGCUCUCCAUUCAGUUGCGCACACUCAACAUCCUUUCGUAGAACUGAGCCGGACUAAUACCAUUGCUUUUGGAAAUGAAAAAUUGCUUCCACACAAUGCUUUAACGUCUGGAUCGGUGUCUUUCGCUCCAGCUUUGGGAUAUCGCAGUGGACAGAGGCCCGUUGCGAGUGUGCCAUGUCCCGGUCAGUAUGCGCACACUCACCUGUCAGGUACAAACCCCGGAUACCUGGUGCCAUGUAACUGUUCGCCAUGGUCUUCUGCCAGCUUGACACCACCAGUUGCCUACAUAGUUUUUCCAGGUACGGCCAAGACUGGAAUAAACUCUGCAGCGCUGGUGAGUCCGUGA